AUGGGCUACCGCGUUGGUGGGCCAUGGGGGUCGGUCACUCCACCGGUGAAGAAGGAAAUAGAAGUUGACAAUCCAGCCAAGGAUGAGCGUUUUAUGACAACCUACAGCAAGAAUUUUGGUUUGGCAAAGCCCCGAGCCCAACUCUAUGUAAAUGCGCCUUCUUCUAUCCGGGCAGAGCCAAAUGCUACUCUGACAUUGCGGCAAGCGGCUUCAUUGAGAUGUCCGCCCCCACCAGUGAAUACGCUCAACACGCUCAACACAUUGACGAAGUCAAUGUCAAUGUCUGGCAUUCGCGGCAGCCUUCAGAUAGCGGGCAAAACCUUGACUGCAAGCCUGAGAACUGAAGCUGCGCCAUCACCCAGUGAUCGAAGGCAUUCCUUGCAGUUGAAGACCUUUCAGUCAAGAAACUCUGCAGCAAAAUUACGGUGCCGUUUUCCAGGCACUUCUAUUUCUCACCAGACUCCUGGCCAAGGAGAUAUGCGGCGAAAGUGCUUGGAACUUCUGAGCGAACCCGAUUUGAAAAAGAUCGCGGAUUUACCACAACCAAAUCGAGACAUGGUGGAAUCGUUGAUGAAGCGCUUUGACACCAGCGGAAAGAAAACUCUGGAUGAAAAAGAUUUCUUUGAGUUAUUGGUGUCACAGUUGCGUCGCAGUGCUUUUGACCGCGGAUCGGUUCUGGGACGCGAAUUCUUCCUGACCAAAGGCCAGCAAGAUGUUUGGGAUGUGUAUCGGAGAGAGAAACAACUGGGCACCGGUUCCUUUGGCACUGCUUAUCAAGCGGUGAACAUCAAAACUCACGAGGAGCGGGUGAUUAAAGCGGUCAAGAAGAGCCGUACGGCAUUGCCACUGGAUGAGAUUGAACAAGAGAUCUUGAUCAUGAGGCAAAUUGAUCACCCACACAUGGUGCGGCUUUUUGCGUGGUAUGAAGACGGAAAUCGUGUCUACUUGGUCCUUGAUUAUUUGAAAGGCGGGUCCUUGAAGGACGUCAUCGUGCAGCUGAACAAGAAGGAUGAGCGAGGUCUGAAAGAGGCGUGGAUCAGGGAGGUCAUCCAACAAACUGCCGGUGGCUUAGCAUAUUGCCACAAUCUUCGGCUCAUUCACAAAGAUUUGAAAGAUGAGAACAUUAUGCUUUUGGAGAAGCCUGACAAGUGGGAGAAGCCUCAUGCAGUGAUCAUCGACCUGGGUGUUGCAGAGAUGUUCAGCGUAGCAGAUCCUGCGGGGCGCUUUAUUGGUGGCACCCCCACCACCAUGGCGCCUGAGGUGUGGUUAGGCAACUUCGGACCCAAGUGCGACGUGUGGUCUUUGGGAUGUAUCAUGUUCGAGCUAUGCACCGGCGCUUUGCCAUUUAUGGCCACCACGGUGCAGCCAUCUGCAUGGACCCGAUUGCACAAGCGCGGCCCAAAGUGGGAGGAGAUGAAGACUUGCGCAGAAAGCAAAACAUUGUGCAGAGCGAUGCUUCAGUAUAAAGAAGCAGAUCGUCCUUCAAUGAUGGAAGUUCUGGACUUCGAAUACUUCCAGACAGCAGCUCAUGAGCCCCCCGGAUGGACGUUGACGCUUAAGGUGGUGCCACCCGAGAGGUUCACGAAUUUCCUCAACGCGCACAAGCUGCACCGCGCGCGGCAGGGGCUCCUCCUGGAGAUCGCCUCCAGGAUGCCCUUCGAGCGCGCGGGGGAGAUCAUUCGGAUGUUCUCGGAGGUGGAUGCAGAUCAUACCGGGACCAUUACGUUGGAUGAGCUGAAAGCAUACUUCGACAGGGUGGGAAUUCAGCAUGACGACCUUGCGAAGACCUUUCAGGCUUUAGAUGUGGACAAGGAUGGCUUCUUGUCCUUCAGCGAGUUCUCCAGUGGUGCCCUUCUACUCUACCAAGAUGCGUUGGAAGACGAACUGCAUGUGCUCUUCUCCAGUUAUGACUCCGAUGGCAAGGGCUACUUGACCCCCGCCGAAGCUGAGAAGUUCCUGGACAGCGUGCGGGCAGCCACCGACCUUGGCGGAAGGGCCUCCUCCCAGAUUGACGCCUUCGUCAGAAGUGGUCAGAUCACCUUCCAACAACUCAGGGAUUUCUUGGUGGCUCCGGUCUCCAGCCGUCCGUCCUCCUGCCUCUCACAAUCGUCGCUACGGUCAAACCGUUCCAACCGCUCCAACCGCUGA
Cladocopium goreaui is the source of this 2148-nucleotide messenger RNA. The record is from the annotation of a GenBank genome assembly. Lineage: Eukaryota; Dinophyceae; Suessiales; Symbiodiniaceae.